AUGGUUGGGAGACUGACGGUAACUGCCAAUUCUAACACAGUCAACCAUGGAUCUACUAAUCCCACGAGGAGCAGUAAUGUUAGCAACAACAAUAACACUAGUGGUGGAAGACAUAAGGUACCCUCCCGGGUAUUUGCUAUGAGUGGAUCAGAAGCUACUGCCUCCGACGAUCUGAUACAGGGUAAGUGUUUAAUUGUUGAUAAACUGCUAUAUGUACUCUAUGAUUCGGGUGCCACACAUUCAUUCAUAUCUCAUGCAUGUGUGGAGAGGUUGGGGUUAUGUACAACGAAGUUACCAUACGAUAUCGUGGUGUCUACUUCGACUAACGAGCCUGUAAUCACCUCUCGGAUGUGUUUGAAGUGUCCUAUAAUUGUUGAGGGUCGAUCUUUUAUGGCGAAUUUGAUUUGCCUAACUCUAGCUCAUCUUGAUGUGAUAUUGGGAAUGGUCUGGUUAUCUACUAACCAUAUCUUUCUAAACUGCAAAGAGAAGAUGCUAGUAUUUGGUGGAAAUGUAAUUCCAAAUGAACCAUUGAAGGAGAAUGCUGCCAACGAUGAAGUGGAGGACGUUCGAACCUACAUGGUGUUGUUCUCCAUGAAUGUGGAGGAAGUCUCUGAAGUUAGCAGUAUACCGGUGGUGUCAGAAUUUCCAGAGUAUUGA
Molecule: messenger RNA, 657 nt
Organism: Glycine soja
Lineage: Eukaryota; Viridiplantae; Streptophyta; Magnoliopsida; Fabales; Fabaceae
Exons: 2
Coding region: 1-657 (218 amino acids)
Source: RefSeq, a predicted model, not a curated record